AUUUCGGGUGACGUUUCCGAACGCAGCCGAAGUUAACCGGUAUUGAUAAUCGGCCUGUUUGAAAUUUAACGUCUUUCUGUAUAUACCGUACGGUAUCAACAGCUGCGAGGCCUGCGAGUUUGGCGGGAUUGCUGGGAGUCUUUUGUGGUCUUUUGUAUGUGCGUCCAUGAUAUCGUGUGAUGUGAGAGCUCUGUAAAAUUUUCUCAGAACACAUUCCAUGUGGUAGGUCUCCUAGGUGUUGAGAAAUCGCAUUAAAAAUGUGUGACGAUACUGUUCGUGUUGCUCUACGUAUCCGUCCAUUAGUAGAAAACGAGAUAGAAAAAGGAUGUCAAAUGUGCUUAGAUGCUAUAUCUGGAGAACAAGUUCGCAUAUGCAAUACUGACAAAGCGUUCACGUACAAUUAUGUAUUUCCUCCUCACAUUGGACAGGAAGAUUUUUAUAAUACAGCGAUUAAACGACUCGUAGAUAAUAUUUUUCAAGGCUAUAAUGUUACAAUAUUGGCAUAUGGUCAGACUGGAAGUGGCAAAACCCAUUCCAUGGGUACUAAUUAUACAGGUGUGGGAGAGAAGGGUAUUAUACCAAGAGUUAUAUAUGAUAUAUUUGAAAUAAUUAAAUCCAAGGAAGAUUGGAGCUUUAAAGUUGCAGUCUCAUUUAUGGAAUUGUAUCAGGAACAAUUGUAUGACCUUUUAUCUGACAAGCAGAAAAGUCAAUCCAUCGUAGAUAUCAGAGAGGAUGGUAAAAGCAUAAAAAUUGUCGGUGUGACCGAGAAACAGGUUAAAGAUGCUCAAGAGACCUUAGAGUUCUUAGCCCAAGGUUCUAUAGGUCGCGUUACAGGCGCGACUGCAAUGAACGCGCAUAGUAGUCGUAGUCAUGCAAUAUUUACGUUAUGUAUACGCCAGCAAAAGAGAGAUGAUCCGAAUACAGCAACAGUGGCAAAAUUUCAUCUGGUUGAUUUAGCGGGGUCCGAACGUAGUAAAAAAACUCAAGCCACUGGAGAACGGUUUAAGGAAGGUGUGAAUAUAAACAAGGGAUUAUUGGCUUUGGGCAAUGUUAUUUCGCAACUCGGUGAUGGUGCCUCUGGACUUACUUAUAUCGGAUAUAGAGACAGUAAACUUACGAGAUUGUUGCAAGAUUCCUUAGGUGGUAACUCCAUGACUCUUAUGGUCGCCUGCGUCAGUCCUGCUGACUAUAACUUGGACGAAACUCUUAGUACGUUGAGAUAUGCGGAUCGCGCGCGCAAGAUCAAGAAUAAACCAAUUGUGAAUCAAGAUCCGAAAGUAGCAGAAAUCAAUCGGUUGAACAAAUUAGUUCAAGAACUGCGGAUGGCUCUUAUGAAUCAGGAACUGGGCAUAACAUGUCCUAAGGAACACGAGGCACUCGAGGAGAAAUACAGCGUGUUACAGCAAAAGUUUCGUGAUAUGACUGAAAAAUUGAAUUCAAAUUUAGGAGAAAUCGUAGUUAUGCACGAACGAGCGGAGAUGGCCGAACAAGCUCGGGAAAAAAUCCGAUUUGCUAUGUCGUUAUUGCUCGAUGAAUUCAAACAAAUCGUACAAGAUUUUGAUUCUUGUCCUGAAAUCGACGAUGAGAAGCGUAAUAAAUUGAAAGCGAUAUACAAAAGAAUGUUGGAUAUCCAAAGUAAUGAAAGGAAAGCAUCUGAGGAACUUAUAAAUCAUGAAAUAUCCAACUCCAAACAUUGUAUCACGCACACGGAAAAUUUAGUAGAAUGUGUACGUGCAGAGGAAUUGAACGACGUCGAAGACAGUUUGGAUUAUUUUGAUAAAAAGGAAGAGGAACAUACAUUGCGGCAAGCGGAGCGAAAUAACGAGGUACAAAUUAUUAAUAAGGAGCUGGCACUCAAAGAAAGCCUCGUAUCGGAACUCUUGAAAAAUAUCACGCAACAAACCGCUGAAAGUCAUAAGAAUGUCGUAGAGAUGGAACAAGAAAUCAAACGGCUACAUGCGGAAAAAGAGGAACAUUUACAAGCAGUGCGUACACAUGACAUCAGCUCCAAAUUGGCUGAGAAGCGUCGUAAACAAGUACAAGAAUUGGAAAAAAAGAUAGCGGAAUUGACGCGCAGAUGCACAGAACAGAACAAGAUAAUCAAGACAAAAGAGAAACAAGAUCAUAGAAUUAAGACUCUCGCCAGUGAGAUACAAUCACUAAAAGAAACUCGAGUCAAGUUAAUCAGACAGAUGCGCACUGAUGCAAAUAAUUUUACAAAGUGGAAACAAUCCAAGGAAAAGGAAAUUAAUAAAUUAAGAACGCAGGAUCGUAAACGUGCUUACGAAAUGGUACGAAUGAAAAUAGAACAUAAUAAACAGGAGAAUGUUUUUAAGAGAAAAAUGGAGGAGGCUUUUGCAGUUAACAAAAGACUAAAGGGUGCAUUGGAGAUGCAGAAGAAGGCGAUGCAACGACAAGAAAGAAAGGCCAAUAGCAAAGAAGAGAUAAAAACUUGGAUAGCGCAAGAAUUGGAAAUAUUAAUGGCUACCGUAGAGGCGGAUUAUUCUCUUGAAAAACUAAUGCAAGAUAGAGCCUCCUUGGUACAUCAAUUGGAGCAAUUUAAAGAAAACAGCGAUCCGGAUGAGAAGGAACUUCUGACUAUUACCGAAUUCAUAGAAUUACGUAACAUGCAAAUUGCAGAUCUGCAACAAAAGAUACUGGAGUCAGAUCAGGAAACAAGAGCAAGUACUAGGUGGAAUAUGAUACGUACAAUAACUGAUGCAAAGAUAGCAUUUGAAACGGCAUUUCAUAUAGUUACACAAGACAGGAAGCAACAAUGUUACAAAUAUAACGAAUUGAAAGAAAAGUGUCAGAAUUUAGAAGCGCAACUAGAAGAAUAUACAAAACAGGAGACAGUAAAUAAAAUAUCUUGUCCGCAAGACAUAUCUGACACAUCUAGCAAUACUGAAAAAUCUUUGACAAAAUCUAUAAAAACACAGGUUUUGACAGAGAAUUUGAAUGAAAAUAAAAAAUCAUCGUCUAAGAAAAGAAAGGCGGAAAGUAAAAUAGAAGAAAUAAUCGACGAGAAUGCUUACCUAUCGCAUGAUGAUAGUUCAAUAAUGGAGGACAAUGUCGACAAAGAUCCAGACUGGAAAAAGACACCACUUUAUAGUCGCAUACAAAAGUUACAGAAUAAAUCGAAACUCUCGAUUCAACGAUUGACCUUUAAUAUAGACCCUAAUGAGAGCCUGAUAAAAUGUGCUUGUAAAACGAAAUGUGUUACGCGGAUAUGUACGUGUCGUAAGAAUAACGUAACUUGCAACAAUUGUAGCUGUGAUUCAGAACAAUGUCAGAAUAGAAACGAAGAGAAUUUGCGUACUACACUGUUUUCAGAUGUUGCAACAUCAGAUGAAGCGAGAUACGAUUAGAGAAAAGACAAAUUAUUUUUUUUUUCAAUUAUGCAUAAAAAGUUACAUUUACUUCAUGAUAUCGUAUUCAAUCGAAAUAUUGUAUGUACAUAUUCCAAUUUUUCGUAUCGCUUUAUUAUAGAUAUUUAUUUUGGCUUUUUAUAUUUUGGCAUAAACAUGAUAAUUACAGAUUAAUUGUAUAGGAAGGAUAAUUUGUUUACAUUUUAUAUUUCGUACAAUUGACAUCGACCACUUGGAAUUCUUAGAAAUUGUAAUACUGCAUAUAUGUAAACAAUAUUCAGUUAUUAAUCUUAUAAUCGAAAGUGUUUCGAGAUCGUCAAAAAUUUAUGUAAAAUACGCGAACAAAUCAAAAGGGCAGUAUAGCGUCAUAAGGAAAUUUGCUUACAUUUUUAUCGAUCUGACUGACCAAAAUGAUAUGUUACUGACAGAGUGAAAAAAUAUUAAAAUAUGAGCAAGUCAAAACGGUGCUAUAGCGCCAUGAGGAAUUGAGAGGGAGAGAGAGA
Molecule: messenger RNA, 3871 nt
Organism: Wasmannia auropunctata (little fire ant)
Lineage: Eukaryota; Metazoa; Arthropoda; Insecta; Hymenoptera; Formicidae
Gene: Klp3A
Product: chromosome-associated kinesin KIF4
Exons: 13
Coding region: 258-3368 (1036 amino acids)
Biological process (GO): microtubule-based movement; mitotic spindle organization
Molecular function (GO): ATP binding; microtubule binding; microtubule motor activity
Source: RefSeq, a predicted model, not a curated record